AUGAUGAUGGAGUUUUUGAAGGAUAAUCCAUUGAAGAAGCAUCGAAGAGAAGAUGCACUUAUUGCUUGGACAUGGAAAAGAUUUCUUGAUACCAGUGGUACUGAUCCAAAAGUGUUUCUUCUUUUCCCAAUGACAAAAUCAGUCGUACGGGCAAUGGAUGCUAUUCAACAAUUCUUAGGACAACAAAACAUUAUUGUACCAGAAGAAUUUGUUAUCGGUGGUGCUUCAAAACGUGGAUGGAUGAGUGAAGAUGUAUAUAUAUAUAUAUAA
This is a messenger RNA of Rotaria sordida, 270 nucleotides long. The record is from the annotation of a GenBank genome assembly. Lineage: Eukaryota; Metazoa; Rotifera; Eurotatoria; Philodinida; Philodinidae.